This is a messenger RNA of Sinocyclocheilus anshuiensis, 1301 nucleotides long. RefSeq lists its product as uncharacterized. Lineage: Eukaryota; Metazoa; Chordata; Actinopteri; Cypriniformes; Cyprinidae. Bases 123 to 833 code for a protein of 236 amino acids. Gene Ontology annotation, molecular function: metal ion binding. The transcript is spliced from 2 exons. The record is from RefSeq and is a predicted model, not a curated record.
GAAAACCUGACUUCCGGAUAAACAAACGAUUAAAUGACAAUUGAAUCUCGAUAUCCAGUCAUACUGAUACGUUUUUCAAAGAAUUUGGAUCACAGUUCUCAAUAACUUGUAUAUAAGUCGAUAUGAAUUCGCUUGUGGGAUACGGGGUUUCAUCCGAGUCAGAGGAUGAAGAGAAAGGAGAAGACAAUACGAAGGAGUCCUUCAAGAAGACAGAAUGCACUGUAGAGAAGACGAAAAGCCGUAAUUUCCUGUUGGAGUCGGAAUCGCUUUCCAGUGAGUCUGAAUCUGGUCCAGAGAAUGAGGAUCAAGAGGAGCCGCCCAAUGCUGAUCGCUCCAUUUCCGAGCCCUCGCCACUCCUCUCCGUCCGUCCUCACACUCACAAGCUCCCUCCUCCACCUCUGGGAGGAUCCAGCUCGGGUGGAGCGCUUACAGGCAGCAGUGUGUUUGCUAAUCCAUUCAAAGAGCUGGCUGAGGAGAGACUGAAUGUCCUACAGAAACAUGUACCUCUUACUUUACAAGCGCGCCCCGCCCAGAUUGACGGUAAGCGCAUUUGUGUGGCCUACAGGAAGGAUGGCCGCUGCCGCUUUGGAAGCCGCUGCAAGUUCGCACAUGACAGCGAUCUGCAGAGUAACCGUGCGGUCACCUCUGACAGUGGACCAAAAGACAAUGUUACAGUUUCACACGAUGGUCCGCUGGCUUCUUGUGAGGAAGACGCAGAGACAGAUGGAGAGAAAGACAAUGAACAGCGAAAGAAGAGACGAGUGGGGCUGAAUGAUUCUCUCAUUCCACCAAAACGUGCACUCAAGCAGUAUGCCAGACUCUCACAACCAUAAAAGUUCAAAACUUUCUGUCUGUAUGACAUAAUUUGGGUAACAACUUACUUUUAUGUGAAAAACAUCCACGACGACGUGUUAUAUGUAUUAAAUUAAUAUGCUACUGAUGAGAUUGUGAUAAUUAGUCUGUAAAAUGUGUUACAGAUUUUCUCCAGAGGUUUUUGUUUUGUAGACAAAGGCGAUGUGAUCAAUACUAGCAGAGAGACUUGUAAAAAUUCUUCUAACAAAUGUAAGCAAUAGAUGUCAUUAUUAAAAUGGCAUUUAUCUGGGUCUUAUUUGGCUUCCAAAAGCCUCCCUUUUUAAUCCUACAUUAGUCUAAGGUUUUGAAACAAUAAAUGUAAGUAUGUAUACAUAUUGUGUAUUUGAUGACUCUAAAAAUAUAUAUAUGGCCAAUGUUUUUUCAAAUUUAAGUGUCCCUUUUUUGAUAUCAUGGUUCAUUUCUCCUGGGCUUGCACUAUAUAUUGGUGU